AUGAGUUCCCCGGGCAACAGGGGGGCUGCUUCUCGCAGCACUCGCAAGCGUUCGCGCACCGGUGGUGACGAUGCUACUUCUUCUGUUGGUGUUGGAUCUAGCCCUAUGCCGUCUUCCCCUCCUGCGCCGUUUAGCAUCGCUCACGGUGUCGAAGACGACGACGAGAUUGAGGAGGAGCGCGAGAUCCAAGACGACAUUGACGACCUCGAUGAGAUGGCUGACGACGAUGUCGACCUUUUCCGCGAAGGAUACGAGGCCGAUUACAGAGAUAGAGAGGGCGAUGAGUACGAAGCCGUCGAUAUUGAUGAUGAAGGCGACUUUGAUGACAUGGACCUCGGUGCCCGACGUCGCCUCGAGGCACAGCUGAGCAAACGUGACCGCGAGGUUGCCCGCAGACAGCGCAUUCCUGCUGCUUUUCUGCCUGGCGAUGACGACGAUGGUGAUAUCGAUCUCACUGCUCAACCUCGCCGCAGACGCCAUCACUACGAUGAGGACCCUGACGAUGCUAUGGACGGCGACAUCAUGGAGGAAGAGCUCUCUCUCGAGGCUCUUGGCGACGUCAAGGCAGCAAACCUGACGGAGUGGGUUUCGCAAGCUGCCGUCCAGCGUACAAUUCGUCGCGAAUUCAAAGCUUUCCUUACCUCAUACACGGAUGCGUCCGGCUCCUCUGUCUACGGUAAUCGCAUCCGAACUCUCGGUGAGAUCAACGCAGAGUCCUUGGAGGUUUCCUACGAGCACCUAUCCGAGAGCAAGGCUAUCCUUGCAUACUUCUUGGCGAAUUCCCCAUCAGAGAUGCUCAAGCUCUUUGACGAGGUUGCCAUGGAUGUCGUCCUCUUACAUUACCCCGACUACGAGCGCAUUCACUCGGAGAUUCACGUACGCAUCUUUGACCUCCCCGUUCACUAUACCCUGCGCCAGCUCCGCCAAUCUCAUCUCAAUUGCCUUGUCCGUGUAAGUGGCGUCGUCACUCGCCGCUCUGGCGUCUUUCCACAGCUGAAGUAUGUCAAAUUUGACUGCACCAAGUGCGGUACUACCCUGGGACCGUUCCAGCAAGAAUCCAAUGUCGAGGUCAAGAUUACAUACUGCCAAAACUGCCAGUCACGAGGACCAUUCACGCUCAACUCGGAAAAGACUGUCUACCGUAACUACCAGAAGUUGACUCUCCAGGAGUCCCCUGGCACAGUCCCAGCUGGUCGCUUACCCCGUCAGCGAGAGGUUAUCCUUCUGUGGGAUCUGAUCGACAGGGCGAAGCCCGGUGAGGAGAUCGAGGUGACGGGCAUAUACCGCAACAACUACGAUGCCCAGCUUAACAACAGAAACGGGUUUCCUGUUUUUGCCACAAUUUUGGAAGCCAACAAUGUCGUCAAGUCACACGAUCAGCUGGCUGGGUUCCGUCUCACCGAGGAGGACGAGCAAGCCAUCCGCAAGCUCUCCCGCGAUCCCAAUAUUGUUGACAAGAUCAUCAAUUCUGUUGCGCCCAGCAUCUACGGCCACACCGAUGUGAAGACAGCGGUUGCUCUUUCACUUUUUGGCGGUGUUGCCAAGACUACCAAGGGCGCGCAUCACAUUCGCGGCGAUAUCAACGUCCUUCUUCUCGGUGAUCCCGGUACAGCAAAAUCGCAGGUUCUGAAGUACGCCGAGAAGACCGCCCACCGAGCCGUGUUUGCCACCGGUCAAGGAGCCAGUGCCGUCGGUUUGACGGCCAGUGUGCGUCGCGACCCACUGACGAGCGAGUGGACUCUGGAAGGUGGUGCGCUGGUGCUCGCCGAUCGCGGGACAUGUCUCAUUGAUGAGUUUGACAAGAUGAACGACCAAGACCGCACGUCCAUUCACGAGGCCAUGGAGCAGCAAACCAUCUCCAUCUCCAAGGCCGGCAUCGUCACGACGCUUCAAGCUCGCUGCGGCAUCAUCGCUGCGGCUAACCCCAUUGGCGGCCGCUACAAUUCGACUAUUCCCUUCUCCUCAAAUGUGCAGCUGACAGAACCCAUUCUGUCCCGUUUUGACGUACUCUGCGUCGUACGCGAUACUGUGGAACCUGCCGAAGAUGAGCGUCUCGCACGAUUUAUCGUCGGCUCGCACAGCCGUAGUCACCCUCUCGCUGAGGACCAGACCCAAGACACGCGCGCUGCUGCCGACGACGAGAGGGAGGAGGCCGAGCGUGCGCGCAAGGAGAACGAGAUACCCCAGCAGCUGCUGCGCAAGUACAUUCUGUAUGCGCGCGAGCGCUGCAGUCCCAAGCUGUACCACAUGGAUGAGGACAAGGUGGCACGCCUGUUUGCCGAUAUGAGACGAGAGUCGCUGGCGACGGGCGCCUACCCCAUUACUGUUCGUCACUUGGAGGCCAUUAUCCGCAUUAGCGAGGCGUUUUGCCGCAUGCGCCUAUCAGAGUACUGCUCCGCGCAAGACAUUGACCGCGCCAUUGCAGUGACGGUGGAGAGCUUUGUCGGCAGCCAAAAAGUCAGUUGCAAGAAAGCUCUGGCGCGAGCCUUCGCCAAGUAUACCCUGGCGCGGGAACCGCAGCGCAUGUCAUCGACUUCGUUCGGUGCGCAACGCUUGCAGCCCCUCCGCGAGAAUGAAAUUUACAGGUGGCGGUACGAAGACACAGAGUUGCCUGUCAUGGGAACGACUCUCGAGCCUGGUGCAGACCAUGAUGACGGCCCUGACCUCGGCAGCCACAGUCGCCGCAACUCAAAUCACGACAACCCACUCGGACUAUCUCAUCAGAGCAGCCAGUUCAAACUUCGCCGCGUGCCUGUAUCUUCCAAAGAAGACACCUCCGCUAGUCGGCGGUCAGUGCCGAGCCCGAGAACGCCAGCAACGGCGAGUGGGAUGCCCUCGCCGGACGACACGUUGGUAGAUGUAAACUCACCUCGAAGAGCUUCCCGAUGGAGCAGUCUCUGGGGUUUCAGCGCCAAGGGUCUUAGACGCAACAAGGGCAGCAGUGAGCCUCUAACGAUGAAUAUGCAGCCGAUAUCUGGAACAGACUGCCCUUCGAUAACCGAAGAGGGUGUCUACGACGUCAGUGCUUCCGAUUCUGAUUGUCCGAAACAAUGUUGCGCGACUAUGACGGCUGCUCUUGGCUCCAAGAUCAUUGAGCUGUCAUUUGUCACAGUUUACAUCACAUGCCUUGGCCAAAGUCUCACGCGCAGAGCCAUUGCUCGAGGGUCGCGAGGCAUCACACUGGCAGAAAUGUCGAUGCGAGAGUGGGUGAAUGAACCUGGAACCUUGCUCAUGAAUUCUCGCUCCAACAUCAAACAUUCGGGAUGCAGCUUGCUCGGGGUGUUGUCCCUACUUGCUGCACUUGUCGCUGCAUUCUACACGACAGCUUCCGAUGCAAUGGUCGCGCCGAAGCUAAAGUACGGGAAAUGGGAGAAUAAGACCCUAUCGGGCUACAUCCGCUCUUCGUACGCCAAUCCUAUAUUUGUCAAGCUAUCAUGUUCGACGAUGCUAAAGGACGAGGACAAGGAAGAAGCGGCGUCGUCGUGCAUGGACGUGAUGGUAUCGGGCGAGUCAUAUCGAAACUUGCAGGCUUUUAUGAGAGUCUGGACCAAUAUUAAUAUUAACGGCAGCACUUUGAUCCGGGACCUGAAAGAGAGACCGGCUGGAACAGCAUCCCUCCAUGGCAACACGACGUUGUUGGGAGCCUGGAUCGAGACAGAGCAUGGCAAUGUCACGGCGCAUUCUGAGGAAACGGGGCGCAUAAUCAAUAAUGUAACUUUGGCCAUGCCGCAUCCCGGCGUCGCUGCGGCAGCAACAUCCCCUCUGAACGGAAUCCUGCAACCAAAUGAUCUCUCUGGCGUCGGAGAAUAUUCCAUCAAGGCUGGUGUUGUCUCCCCCGCAGUCAAUGUCUUGUGCGUGAAUAUGAGCCCGAGCGAGCUUGCGCCACUCGUCUACACCGAGUGGCCACAUGCCAACAACAGUGCUACUGGCAUGGGAAAUCAGACCAUCGGAUGGAAGAACUGGACAAGCGAGGUGCCUGAUGGUCUGGAUAGCAAUGGAAACGAAAACUUUUUGAACAGAACAGAAGUAGAUGACAUCUUUCGUUGGGGGCCCAAGUAUAACAGAAGGCCACCAGUCUUCAAAUUGUUUCCAUUCGACUACAACACAGUCGUCAAUUCCCGGGAACCCCUCGGGAUUCAGCCUACAGAUGCGAUCUACAUCUUGGGUAAAAGACCAAAAUUUCAGAACUACACGCUAUGUGAGCUUCGAUCCUGGCUUUCACCAAACUGCUCAACACACUUCAACAUCUCCGGUAUCAGCGGCAGCAAGAUGGUAGCUCAUUGUGAGGAUCCCAACGAUAUCGAUAGCUAUCGCCGUUCGUUUCCGAAGGACCAAGGAUGGGCUUUGCCGGCCACAGAUUGGAAACACCUGGCUGAGCAAUGGCGCACGGCGUCUGAUUUGAAUGGUGGCGAGCGCAACAGCGAUCCUGCCAACUCUCGCAUUCUCACACAGCUGGCUCUCGUGGAGCCCAAGCUGCCUGUGCAUCUGCCUUCCAUGGCGGAAGCUCUCGCCGUCUUUGCCAGCUCAACGCUGGUCCUCGGCUCCGUUGGUACGCCUUUCCGCCAUUACUGGGACUACAACAAGCCAGGCAAUAUCGUGGGAGAGCCUGGUGCGAUCCAUCAGUUCAACGCAUCGGUAAUCACGCAACAGUACACGUCCGGGCAUGUUGCCAAUUGGCAGGGCAUGUUCUAUGUUAUCCUGGGCCUAAUGUGCGGCCUCAACGUGAUCUGCGCCGGGUACUUGCUCAAGAAUCGCAAGCUUGUGACAGAUUUUACCGAAGGGCACAAUCUGUUCUCGCUGGCGCUCAAUAGCGCGCCCAACGAGCGGCUCAAAGGCACCUGCGGCGGAGGGCCAGAGGUCUCAGAUAUGGAUGUGCCGUGGCGCGUGGGCUACGCCUCGGGCGCCAACCACUACUAUAUCGAGGAGACUACGCGUAGACCGCGGAGGAGAGGUCGUGGUGGACGAAAUUCAGAGGCGGAAGCGGCCAAAGUAGUCGGUCAAAACUAUACCACAUUGCGCAACAGUCGCGCAUGGCUCUGA
Messenger RNA from Beauveria bassiana ARSEF 2860, 5040 nucleotides. RefSeq names its product MCM2/3/5 family protein. The transcript is spliced from 6 exons. Gene Ontology annotation, cellular component: MCM complex; nucleus. Gene Ontology annotation, molecular function: single-stranded DNA binding; single-stranded DNA helicase activity; ATP binding. The record is from RefSeq and is a predicted model, not a curated record. Gene Ontology annotation, biological process: DNA replication; double-strand break repair via break-induced replication; mitotic DNA replication initiation. Bases 1 to 5040 code for a protein of 1679 amino acids. Lineage: Eukaryota; Fungi; Ascomycota; Sordariomycetes; Hypocreales; Cordycipitaceae.